AUGUACAUUUUCCUGGGCAUCGGGCAACUGGUCGGCGCUGCCUUCCCGACGCCUCAGUCAGCAGCUACUGAAUACGGAGUACGCUCCAGUGGCGUGCCAACGUCGUGGAUUGCCGUGCUGCUUGAAGCGCGCAACCAUGGUACCCCCGAACACGACAACGAAAUUGAUGGGGAUGUCGCCGUCAUUCCAGCGCUGACGGACCACGCAAUCCUCGACAACUUCCAGGUCUUUCCCUUUGCAGAGCACGAUUCCACCCCCACAACAAUAUCUCGUGGGCAACUAACUUGUCGGCUUUCGUACGACGACGACAAACGCCAGGAGAUGAUGUCGAACGUGAACGUGCGAGAGACCCCGCGAGAGCAUCAACCGAUCUAA
Molecule: messenger RNA, 375 nt
Organism: Aphanomyces astaci
Lineage: Eukaryota; Oomycota; Saprolegniomycetes; Saprolegniales; Verrucalvaceae
Exons: 2
Coding region: 1-375 (124 amino acids)
Source: RefSeq, a predicted model, not a curated record